Botrytis byssoidea is the source of this 2414-nucleotide messenger RNA. RefSeq lists its product as uncharacterized. Lineage: Eukaryota; Fungi; Ascomycota; Leotiomycetes; Helotiales; Sclerotiniaceae. The transcript is spliced from 2 exons. The record is from RefSeq and is a predicted model, not a curated record. Bases 558 to 2414 code for a protein of 618 amino acids.
GGGCUUCAAUCGCUAGACCUUCCUUCUGAAUACCUAGAUGCAAAUGCAUCAUCAGAGCCACACACACCCAAAAUUUAAAUGCUGUCAAUUUCAUUUCAUUUAUUUAAUCGCAUUGAUCGCAUUAAAAUCGUCUAAUCCACUAUGGUUAACUCAAUGAAGGUAAAGCUAAUCUAUCGGAUUACUGUACGAUGAAAUUCUUCCAGAAGGUACGGACGGAGUAUACCCAUCAUAAAAACUGUUGAUAAAGAAUGAAAGCCUGAAUGAGAAUGCGUAUGUGGUUUAUUCUUCAUCUCCCAACACGAAUGAUAUUCUACACAAAAUCCAUCAUCUCAUGUUCGAGUCGGCAAGCGUCAGGAUUCGAGCCCCGAUUGUAGGCAGGACCGUCAGCUUCGAUCAAUCAAUUUACGGUAAAGCGCCACCAUGCUGAUUGCUUCCCGUCUUGUAUCCUCUGAGUUCGCCUCAUUCUCAAUCAAUAUGAGCAACUUCACCCACAACCACGUAUGUGGACAAUACCAUCGACUGUUUAAUUGAAUCUUGGCAACAAGGAAAAUGUCAGGAUGGAUGCUUCCAUGUACAGGUCUUUGACGAUUGAUGAAUACCAAAUACGAGUCGUACAUCUCCUUCCAAAAUUUUGCAUGGAAUCAGAUCACACCUUAAACGUGCAUAUUGAAUGCGAAUUGAGAUGUUAUGAAGCUUUGUCGUAUGAAUGGGGUUCACCACGAGAUCGCCGGAUGAUCUUUAUUAAUGGGCAGAAAUGUUUAGUUCGAGCCAAUCUUUGGUCCGCGCUUAAUCAAUUAAGGAACGAAUAUACAGAACGAAUCCUUUGGGUAGACGCACUCUGUAUCAAUCAACAUGAUACAUUUGAGCGAAACCAUCAAGUGGGGCAGAUGAGCAAGAUUUAUGAACAAGCGACAAGAGUGAUUUGUUGGAUAGGCGUUGAUGAAGGGGUAGAGUUUUCUUCCGCUCACAAUGUCGAUACGACGGAAUUCGUUCCAUCCAUUGCGAUCAGGACUCUUCAAGCUCUCAGUCGGUCAGGUAGACGAUCAGACCAAAAAUUACCUACCACAGGACUGCCCUAUGCGCUCUUGCCUACAAGCCCAAGUCGCUCCCUGGAAUCAUUAUGUCGAUUGUUCUAUCGCCCAUACUGGAAACGACUCUGGAUCAUCCAAGAGUUAACUCUGGCCAAAGAAAUAUUGGUUCAGUGCGGUGAAUAUAAUUUCGAAUGGAAAGAUCUUGCUCGAUGUUGUGAUAAUCUAGACCAAAUCUCUGAACAUUGGUUGACUAUUCGAGACAAGAAAGUAUACAGAUUGGUCUGUAAGAUCAAGGAUAGUAUCCCAUGCCGGUUACAUCGGCAAAGGAAGGAGAGACAAACGCACGGGGAGCGCGCACAUCCACUUCUUGAGCUUCUCUUUACAUACAGCGAAGCACAAUGCGAAGAUAUUCGUGAUAAAGUUUUUGGACUGCAUAGUCUUACCCAUGACUGCUGUAAACGAGAAAUACCGGUCGAUUAUGGAAUCUCAGUUCUCGAGAUAUGCUCAAGGGUUCUGAACCAUCAUUUUUCUGAGCAUCAAUCACCACUGUUUUACACAGCUAGGCAUACGACCGCGGCGCUACAUAGGCUUCUAAAGGCGCCAAAACCAGAUGAAUACUUGCAACGGAAAAUGCUAAAUUCUACAGCCAAAGCCACACUGAAAUUCAACGGCACUCUAGAAGGUACCAUCUCAUGGUUGAGUCCCGCAUCCGACGAUCUACCACUCACAGAAUGGGUCCUGCCUCAUCAAGGCCACGAAACGAUUAUAGCAGAAGUGGCUCAAAUCCAUGAAAAAAUGAACGCAUUAGGAUUCACAAAAAAUCUGGACACGUACCGGCUCUCCCACAUCGGCCAUGCCAAAUACAGCCGCGCAAUUCCAAAGGGUAACUCAUAUAUCGAACUCCACUCGCCCAUCACAAACAACAUCUCCAGCCCAAGCGACAAACCAUCUUCAAGUUCUUCCAACCUCGGAAACAAACUUUUAGGUUUCGCAAGUAGCAAAAUACAGCAAGCGAUAAAAUGGCGCGAUCUCGAUAUCACGUUUCGUAAAGGCCUCGAUUGGACUCCAAUUAUUGGAGGAACAGAUAGUAAAACUCGCGUGCGCAUCUCUAUCUCGAGUGAAAAUUUACUGCACUACGUGCCGCAUAAUGCAACCACAGGUGAUCUGAUGUGUCAAAUUGAUGAUAGUGAUACGAUACUAAUAUUGAGAUGGGAUGCUACUGGAAAGGAGGGGAAUGGUAGGUAUGUGGUUGUGGGAAGGGCAAGCGAGGUACCGCAUGCGGGGAGGAGGGAACAGGAAAUCUCGAGGUAUGGAGCGAGGGAAAGAGUCAGAGUUUGGUUGGAUGCUCCGACAUUGCAAUUGUUGAGUUGGGAGGAGGCCUAG